Eutrema salsugineum is the source of this 2651-nucleotide messenger RNA. RefSeq names its product YTH domain-containing family protein 1. The coding region runs from base 302 to 2233 and encodes 643 amino acids. Gene Ontology annotation, molecular function: mRNA binding. The transcript is spliced from 7 exons. NCBI's taxonomy places the organism in Eukaryota, Viridiplantae, Streptophyta, Magnoliopsida, Brassicales, Brassicaceae. The record is from RefSeq and is a predicted model, not a curated record. Gene Ontology annotation, biological process: mRNA destabilization. Gene Ontology annotation, cellular component: cytoplasm.
UAGUUUAUCGAAAUUCGUCGAAUCUCCUUCUCCCUCUCUCUCUCUCUCUCUUUACCCCCCUCUCAUUCUAGGGUUAGGGUUUCGAUUCUGCAGGAGAUUUUUUUUUGUCAACUCAUACUGCUAAGCCCUCUCUUCAUAAAGCCUUGUUCGCUCUCUCUCUCUUUAGCUAUUUGAAUCAUUCCGUUUCUUCUUCUUAAUUCGAAGAACUUCAUUGGCUGAAGCAUGUCGUGAUUCUUCCAAAUUUCUGGUGUUAAUCCAAAACUCUAUUUGAGACAAACGUCUUCUUUGAUAAGUUAAAGCAAUGUAUACAUCCGAGGGAGCCCCUGAUUUUGUUGUUGACCAGGGCAUGUAUUACCCCGUUGAUGCCAGUUAUGGCUAUUAUUGUACAGGUUAUGAGUCCCCCGGUGAAUGGGAGAACCAUCAGAUGUUUUUUGGUGUAGAUGGUUCCGAAGUUCAAUACACGGGUGGGCAAAAUGAAAAUUCUCCUUAUAUAUGCUAUACGCCUAGUUAUGGAUAUGCACAGUCUCCUUACAAUCCAUUCAAUCCUUACAUACCUGGCGCUUCAAUGGGCGUUGAUUCUACUUUUGCUGGUUCCCAACAGUUCUACUCUAUUCCUCCUUACCAGAAUGUCGCGUCGUCACCUGCGUUUGUUCCGUAUGCAAUUCACCCUGAUGUCGUCUCGAACAGCUCAACAAACUCUUUGGUAGAGACUGGUUCAGCUAAUAGGGGUCGAUCUGACGGGAGAGGAUCAGGGCAUAGAAAUGCUUCAGCAAAUGGUGGACUCCAAAGGAAUGCUCCAAAACUCUCUGUAGCAAAUUCUGUGAGCAGGUCUUCAGAGAAGCGAAGGCCUAACCCUGGACAAAACAGACAACUAGGAUCGGAAAAGAGUGCUUCUACGGGAUUUCCUACUCUCCAGGGAACAGCUGCUUCUGUUAGCGCUCAACCAGUUGAUGUUGUUUCCAGUAGCAGAGUAUCGUCUUCUGGACAUUCAGACAUUGCUCCACCUGAACGUUAUGGUUUUUUGUCCAUUGCAACAAACAAUAACAAUCUUCGGCCCAAUAUGUAUGUUGCCCAUGGAAAUAUAAAUCCAGAUAGAGCCAGUGAGCAGAAUCGACGUCCAAGAUCGAAAGUAUCGAGAAACCAACUAAUUGUUAAAGCUUAUACAACAAAAGCUGGAAACGCUGAUGCUGAAGGAAAUAUUGUGAUCGAUCCUAGUCAGUAUAAUAAAGAAGAUCUCCGAAUCGAUCACAGCAACGCCAAGUUUUUUGUGAUUAAAUCGUAUAGUGAAGAUGAUGUUCACAAGAGCAUCAAGUACAAUGUCUGGUCAUCAACUUUGCACGGGAACAAGAAAUUGCAGAGUGCAUACGAAGAUGCUCAGAGAAUAGCCACUGAGAAGUCUUGUGAAUGCCCGAUAUUCUUAUUCUUUUCCGUCAAUGCCAGUGGUUUGUUCUGUGGCAUGGCUGAGAUGACCGGUCCAGUUUCUUUUGACAAAGACAUGGAUUUUUGGCAGCAAGACAAAUGGAGUGGAAGCUUUCCAGUCAAAUGGCACAUCAUUAAAGAUGUUCCCAACAGCUAUUUCAGGCACAUCAUAUUACAGAACAAUGAGAAUAAGCCAGUCACCAACAGUCGAGACACACAAGAGGUAAUGCUGAAACAAGGACUGGAAGUGCUAAAAAUAUUCAAAGAUCAUGCGGAAAGGACUUCGUUGCUAGAUGAUUUUGUGUACUACGAAAACCGGCAGAGAGUCAUGCAGGAUGAGAGAAACAGACUGCCGUACAGAACCUUCCUAAGCCCUUUACCAUUACCGAGACCAGAUUUCUCUGCUAGAAACAAGAAAACAUCCAUGGAAGCCUAUAAGAUACCUUCAGUAACUUCUACAGAAACCGAGGAGGUUUCUUCAAAGUCGGAUGGGAAUGAGGAGACCAUCGUAAAGGAAGUUUCUGAAGAAGAUACUAGUCUCACUCAGGAGAAGAUCAGGUCUCUUACCAUUAACCCGACUGGUACAGACUCUGACCCACCCUCUGGUUCUCACCUUAACCAGAGGCCAACCAAGUCUAAACCGGCCCCCUCUGUCUCUGACCAGAAGACAGAGCCUUCUGAAGCGGCUGAUGCUUGUCUUUCCGAUGACAAAGACAUUGUUAAAGUAGGAUCAGUGCCCAUAAAAGUUACAGGGUCUCCUGCAACCUUAGCAAUUGGCACCAUUUCUCUGGACCCCAAGUCACUUCAGAAGUAAACCCCUGGUUUGGUUUAUUAUCUGCUUCCUUCUUUAAUCAUCCUUCAAAGUCUUUAAGUUAAUCCUUGCAUUAUACUCCUGCUUCAUCAUUAUAAUGCCAAAAUGUGGUAUGAGGAGAGGUUUCGGUUUGUAUAGAUGAGUCUUGACUGGUGACUUGAGAAUCCGCGGUUUGGUCAAACGCCAAAAAAAGGGAAUCGCUGAGGUUUGCGGUUAGUGGUUGCAUUUUGGUUAUUUCGUAUUUGACAUGAAAGAGUUGUUGCGUUUUGAAUAUUUUGAUCGGAAAUUCCCUUUGUUGUCACAUACUGAGUGUGUUUUUUUCUGUUGUGAAAUUCCCAGUUUUACAUUUCCUUGUAUGUUGGCAGUUUGUUUGGUCAUUUGUUUCAACUCAAAGAGUUUCAAAUUGAUAUGUUAAAGUUCU